AUGGGUCACGAAGAUGCAGUCUAUCUGGCCAAGCUCGCCGAGCAGGCUGAGCGGUACGAAGAGAUGGUCGACAACAUGAAGAUUGUCGCCUCUGAAGACCGCGACCUGACCGUCGAGGAGCGCAACCUUCUGUCCGUUGCCUACAAGAAUGUCAUUGGCGCCCGCCGUGCCUCUUGGAGGAUAGUCACUUCUAUUGAGCAGAAGGAGGAGUCUAAGGGCAACUCGUCCCAGGUCACCCUCAUCAAGGAGUACCGACAGAAGGUGGAGGCCGAGCUUGCCAAGAUCUGCGACGAUAUCCUUGACGUGCUUGACAAGCACCUGAUCCCCUCUGCCAAAUCCGGCGAGUCCAAGGUCUUCUAUCACAAGAUGAAGGGUGACUACCACCGUUACCUCGCCGAGUUUGCCAUCGGAGACCGCCGCAAGGACUCUGCCGACAAGUCCCUCGAGGCUUACAAGGCUGCCACUGAGGUUGCCCAGACCGAACUGCCUCCAACUCACCCCAUCCGCCUGGGUCUUGCCCUCAACUUCUCCGUUUUCUAUUACGAGAUCUUGAAUGCCCCCGACCAGGCUUGCCAUCUUGCCAAGCAGGCCUUUGAUGAUGCCAUUGCAGAGCUCGACACUUUGAGCGAGGAGAGCUACAAGGACUCUACGCUCAUCAUGCAGCUCCUGCGUGACAAUUUGACCUUGUGGACUUCAUCCGAGGCCGAGACCUCGGCUGCCGCUGGUCAGGCUGAAGCUCCCGCCAAAGAGGAGUCUGCUGCUCCUGCUGCUGAGGCAACUGCCGCCGCCGACCAGACCAAGGCCACUGAAUAA
Molecule: messenger RNA, 813 nt
Organism: Metarhizium album ARSEF 1941
Lineage: Eukaryota; Fungi; Ascomycota; Sordariomycetes; Hypocreales; Clavicipitaceae
Product: th14-3-3-like protein
Exons: 5
Coding region: 1-813 (270 amino acids)
Biological process (GO): signal transduction
Cellular component (GO): cytoplasm
Source: RefSeq, a predicted model, not a curated record